GGAAGAUAUCAGUCAUUUCCUUUUGGACUGAAUAGCACCAGUCUUCGAUUGCAAUGGUUAGAGACGUGACGAAUAUGACUAACUUUUUAGAGACGUGAAAAAUUAGACACGACGCCAUAACUUAACGGGCACAAGAACAUCAUAAUAUUUUCAUCAUUUCAUCUGAAACGGCGACCAUAGUCAAAAAAUGGGCCAUUCGUAUUCGUCGCAACGUUUGUCGUUUUUCGAUUACCUUUUGAGUGCUGGCAUUAUGAAACCUCCCUUGUCAUGCAUUGGCUGGGUCAAGGCCUUUAUAAUGAAACUUCUCGAUCAACGCCUUUAUAAUGAAGAAACUUGAACUUCUUCUCUAUUAGCGUGAGUGCAAUUAGGACUAAAUCUAAAAAAAGAGUCGUGUCAUUAGUUAGGUCUUAGGGGAAGAAGAUCUAGUAGUACUGAUCCUCUACCUCUAAUCUCCGUUGUUGUCAACCAGAGUUUGCUGGAGCUAGAGCCCUUGGGGUUCCGUUGGAUCCGCUAAAAUGGGGUACCGGAGACCUUCACCGCGCAGCGAGAGCGUUGUUUUAUAGACAUGAUACGUUAUGGCUGAGAAGUAUUUUAUUCUAUUCUGACUCUUCUGUAGCCUCGAAUCGCAUGUCACGAUGGUCAUCCUCUAGAAUCAAUUACACAAGUAUCUGAAUUUGCUUCGAAUGAUCCAUUUUUUGUGUUGGAAAAAGAAUGCGGUGCCCGUUCUUGAUUGAGCUGGGUAUCUCAUCUCAUGCUCAGCAUCCUCAUGCGCUAAAUCAAGACGACCUAGGCAAAUUAUCCGUGGAGGAUUUGUAUGAGCUCUUUUACGAAUGCAGCUACGAUUUGGCUGACUUCCGUCAUUUGCCAGGGCAAGAUGAAGUCCGGUCUCUCGUUCAAAAAGCUUUGGAUUAUGGACGAGGUAAUAUGUAGUACUUGGGCGAGGUAAUAUAAUCUAGUACUUCUUGUAGUAAGUUGGUAUGGACGAGGUAAUAUGUAGUAUUUCGAUUAUGGAGGUAACAUGUGAUGGCGUUUCUACCAUUCUGCCCUAUUAAGUACCGGAGAAGCGGACGAUCCUCAGCAGCAUUAGAAGGUGAUGACGAUUUGACUGGACAGGAUAGGCAAAUCGAACGCCUUUACCGAAGAUACAGAGAGGAAAAGAAGGAACUGCUAGCUUUGCAGGAGAAGCGGAAAACAGCAGACUCUAGAAAAGCAGCUUUGAAAGAAAAAAUCAGGACAUUGGAGAAGGAGCUGAGCAGCGCAAGAGCACAAUUGGUGCAGGAGUUUCCUGAACAAGAAGUUAAGGGAAGAGAAUAGAAGAGCGACAGUGACAGUGAGAGGACUUCUUGAGUUGAAAAUACAAAGAUAUUACAUUCUAAAAGACCACUACGCAGUACUCAGAAGUUCUGCUUGUUUGAGGUUGAAGUUGUUGUAUAAGAUUUGAAUACUGAAGAAUAUUCAUACUAACUUUUCCCUCAUCUAAGUCAAGCAAGGAGCAGCUGCGAAGAUAUGAGGAGCGAGAGCGGGAAGCACAUCUGUGCGAGAAAUUGCGAAAGUUUCAAUCAGACUACUUGUUGGGACUAUUAUUCGACGAUGAACAAGAGGCAGCACACCCACAGGCAGGGAAUAAAACUAUAGGUGGGACGAGCGCUUCCUCCUUCGGACUGAGAAUGAAUACUCAACAUUCCUCGAAUACAACAACGACUGGCGGGAGAAUGAAGAGCACUCAGUCGUUGUCGAAUACAACGACAAGUUUACGAAGAUUUUCUUGGUGUAAUUUGAAAUAAGUAGGAGGUAGGUAAAACUGCGGACGGCGGACACCCUCCUAAAAAUCCUAAUCCUAGGUAGAUGAGCAACAACAUCCUUUUUUUGUUUGUUUCGCAUAUAUGACUGAUUCUUUCUAAUUCUGACGAAUACUUUGGCCCGCAUGAUGAAGAAAUUGCCUGUGCGCGGACGGGAGAGAUCUAGAUCGCCAUCAAGGAGACAGCAUCGAUAUAAAUGACUCUUCAACAGCGGAGGAGCAUGAGGACUUGGGGUUUCCUUAAUAGCAGCAAUGUGUUGAUUCCGAAUCAUGGGUCCCUUCAGGGAAGGGACCAAGACUCCUUUGAAUGGGACGACCAAUACUCCUUUGAGUGGGUCUUUACAACAGGAGCAUUAGAGUAAAUGACACACGGGAAUGGAAAGGACAUGAUGUUGCUGUUGCAAAAGCAGAAGAAGGAUUUUAUUGUAAAACGCAAGUGAGGCUGUGGAGCGGGAGACGAGGUUCUCUAAAGAAAAAGGCCUGAAGAGUCUUUAAACGGGACUUGGUCCUAGGAUUGUAGUUGGUCAGAGAUCUCUAAUGUUGCUCUGCAACUCCCGUAAGACUUGAACUCUAACUCCAAC
Molecule: messenger RNA, 2379 nt
Organism: Amoebophrya sp. A25
Lineage: Eukaryota; Dinophyceae; Syndiniales; Amoebophryaceae
Source: the annotation of a GenBank genome assembly